Molecule: messenger RNA, 1533 nt
Organism: Penicillium lagena
Lineage: Eukaryota; Fungi; Ascomycota; Eurotiomycetes; Eurotiales; Aspergillaceae
Exons: 1
Coding region: 1-1533 (510 amino acids)
Biological process (GO): mycotoxin biosynthetic process
Molecular function (GO): acetyltransferase activity
Source: RefSeq, a predicted model, not a curated record
AUGGAGUCAUCGCCUUAUCAAGCUUUUAUUUGGGAGCAGGUCAAGCCUGGAAGGUGGGAACGGGAUAUUGAUGAAAUCGAACAAUCUUAUACCACGUUGGCAAGGAGGUUCCAAGGAACUGGCAGGACCUUUUUUGCUAUGACAGCCCACGUCUCUUUUUCUGUUAAGAAAACUCAAUCUUCAAUCGAAAAUCUUGAGCUGCAUGUUACGAAUGCAUUGCAGAAAGCAUGGCUGCGACUUCGAUACGACCACCCUACCAUUGCAUCAUGGGUCGAGUACAAUCGCGAGGGAAAGAGAUGUAAGAAGGUCUAUGAGAUGUUUGCCGACCCAGGGAAUGUUCUUGCCUCUGCCUGGCUGAAAGAAACUUUCCAAAUCGUUUCCACCAGCCAAUCAUGCCAGGAAUGGUGCAAUUCAGAUCCGCCUGUGCCUAAGCUACCGACUUUGUUUCUCAUAAAACAAAAUGCUACUUCAUCAGCCAACAUCACAUUCUCUGCUGAUAUUGUUCUCCGAUCACACCAUGAUAUCAUCGAUGGAAUUGGGUCGCUUCAUUUGCUUAACAACUUGUUCAAAUUUGCAGGUAUUGCUUUUGAUGACGCAACCGCCUUCCAUAUACCCGCCUUUGGCGAUGAGUGGAUAAAUCUCAGUCCCCCGUUUCGAGUAGCAGCUUCCCUGCCAGCUAGCCUGACGUCGGAACAAGAAGCGCGAUUGAAACAGAUCUUGGAGAAAAAUGCCUCUCUUCGUCAAGGCAUUCAAAUUGCGACAAUACCUGUUCAAUCCGAGCAACUAGUUCCUGGGCGCCACCAGCGAGUCUCGUUAACUCUGGAUUCUCAGCAGACUCAAAGACUGCUCAUCGCUUGCAGGAGCAUUGGCGCUAGUGUGACGCAUGUAUAUCAUGCUGCAAUUGCGCUAGUUCUUCGCGACGUCCAAGAAAGAUAUGCUGAGGAGCGCAUGGUUCGAUAUAUCAGCUACUGUUUGAUCAAUGAGCGCCUACAAUGCAAAGCACCAUACGACACGUCACAACAUGCGGUCUCUGUAUAUCACUCUGGUUCUGGUCCGAGUCUUGCCAUCGAUUUGACAGUCCCCGCCGCUGCUGCCGUGAGGAGUCAAGCAGUAGAUGACACAGCUUCCGAAUUUGCCCGGGUGGUUGAGAUAGUCAAAGAAUAUUAUCUGGGAAUACGGAAUGACCCAGAACAUGUCGCUUUCAUCCCGUCAUACUUGAAGCAUUCAACUCCACCUUAUCCCGACAGCCCAGGUGUUCCACCAAUUCCUUCCCCGAACCAGGCACCCUCCGUCUCAAUUUCUAGCAUGGGAGUGAUUGAUAACAUUAUAUCCCCGACCCAUGGCCUGUUUGAGCUGGAUGAGCCUUGGGUUACGGGAGAGGAGCUUGGGACAGGCUUGGGCCUUUUUCUCGGUACCUUCCGUGGACAGAUGUGCUUAAGUGCCGCAUAUAAUGAUGCGUGGCACAGUGAAACAGAGGUCAUGGACUUUCUGAGAAAGUGCAAUGGCCUUGUAUUCGAAGCUCUUGGGGUGUAG